AUGACUCCCAGGUACGUCACCGCGGGUCUCUCACCUAAAGCUCGGCAGCCCGCGGCCCGGCGAACACGGAGGUCCCGCGGAGCUUGCCAUAACCCGAACUUGUCAUUGGCCCGGCUUCGGGCGCAUUCAGACUUUGGCUUUGCAUCCACCGGAUUCGUCUGCAUAUUGACUUCUGACCUGAGCCAGCUGUUCCCUCCCUUGACGCGGACCAGAUGGUUCGCAUCUCAAGGCACCUUACCCAGCGUCCUAAGCAGCGCAGGCAGUCCGCACCCCGAAACGCCACGCCGGCGCCGUCCCAUAAUGCCCGGCUUGCACUACUCAAGUGUGCUACCCUCCGGUAUCACCCGGAUGCUCUGCCUUAGAUUUUCUCUCCGCCGUUCAUCCUUAGUCAGAACCAUCGAGUUCGCUGUCCUCUUGAACUGA
Messenger RNA from Colletotrichum lupini, 423 nucleotides. RefSeq lists its product as uncharacterized. The record is from RefSeq and is a predicted model, not a curated record. The coding region runs from base 1 to 423 and encodes 140 amino acids. The transcript has 3 exons. Lineage: Eukaryota; Fungi; Ascomycota; Sordariomycetes; Glomerellales; Glomerellaceae.